CGCUCAUUCAUCUGUGCACAGUUAGCUCCUCAAGGCUAAAUCCAACACAGUGCAACCUUUUUACAAAUCAAAAUGGCUAAACAAUACGACGUGCUCUUCCGACUCCUGCUCCUGGGAGAUUCUGGCGUGGGGAAAACGUGUUUGUUAUGCAGGUUUACGGACAAUGAAUUUCACCCGUCUCAUAUUUCCACUAUCGGAGUCGACUUUAAGAUGAAGACCCUGGUCAUAGACGGCAUCAAAGUACGGAUACAGAUUUGGGACACAGCAGGACAGGAGAGAUACCAGACCAUUACAAAACAGUACUACAGACGCGCCCAGGGGAUCUUCUUGGUGUAUGACAUCACCAGUGAGAGAUCGUUCCAGCACAUCAUGAAGUGGGCCAGUGACGUGGAUGAGUACGCGCCCGAGAAAGUGCAGAAGAUCCUGGUUGGGAACAAAGCCGACGAGGAAAACAAGAGGCAGGUGGCCACAGAGCAAGGAAGCAAGCUGGCCAAAGCCUACGGUAUGGACUUCUUUGAAACAAGUGCCUUCACAAAUCAGAACAUAACAGAGACGUUCACCCGUUUAGCAGAGCAGGUGCUGGCUGUCCACAAAAAGGACUUGGAUCUCCUGCAGACUUCACUGAGCGACCAGCUGGACCUGUCUGCUCUGGAGGAGGAGGAGGGGCUGUGCGAUCACAUGACCGGGGACCAGACCAAGGCCUGCUGGUGCUAGGACUAAACCAGGACUUAAAACCAGGACCAAAACAGGACCAAACUAUGGACAUGGACUGAUCUAAAGCACCAUUCACAAAGACUCAGAGGUCAGGUCCACACGCCGUAGUGAAGAUGCUGCCACUGCAAGCCAUUUGGAAGGAGAAUUUUGGUUUAUUUGUCAUGUAAUUUCAGUUUUAUUUUUAGAUCAAGUUAAAAAUUGUGGUAAUUUGUGUUUAUGUUUAUGUUUCCUCAUCACAAACAGACCUGGAGUUGUGUUUUUUGUUUCCUUCACACAUGUUUAAUGCACGUUCUUCGCUCAAAUGUUAACACAGGAAGUGCUCCACUGUGUUUUUAAACUCCAUACACCUUUACUAGAAUCAUUUUGAUAAUUUCAGCCCUGGAACUGCCAAUCUCUACUGAACAAAAGGUAAAAAGUAGCUGUUCAUGACAUCACGAGGUGGAACAGAGCAUUUUGAGCUUUGGAAAUAUAGUCAGACUAAUAAUAAAGAGUUACUCAAGCAUGUGUGAAUGAAACAAAACACAACUCCAGGUUUAUUUUUGAGGAUGUAACAACAUUAUAACACGAUUUAAAGCUCACAAGAGUCAAUUUUGUGUAAUAUAGGACCUUUAACCACCAACAUGCAUUUGAUUUUUUAAAGGUGCACUGUGUAACAUUUUUGAUAAUGGGUCUACAGUAGGGCCGGGUAUCAUUAAGAAGUUGCCGAUACGAUACAUAGGCCAUGACACAAUACACUGAACUUUUGAUUUGAUACGAUAUAUUUCAAAUCGAUUCA
Boleophthalmus pectinirostris (great blue-spotted mudskipper) is the source of this 1489-nucleotide messenger RNA. RefSeq names its product RAB15, member RAS oncogene family (gene rab15). The coding region runs from base 73 to 714 and encodes 213 amino acids. Lineage: Eukaryota; Metazoa; Chordata; Actinopteri; Gobiiformes; Gobiidae. The transcript is spliced from 7 exons. Gene Ontology annotation, biological process: Rab protein signal transduction. The record is from RefSeq and is a predicted model, not a curated record. Gene Ontology annotation, molecular function: GTP binding; GTPase activity.